UCUCGUUUUGCGUAAUCCAAUCAUCCUGCACUACUGCGUCUCACACUUAGUCUCCAGGAGUAAUUGAAAAGCUCACGGUGACAAUUGUGUCUUCUUCCAGAUGUCAUCGCUAUAAGGAGUGGGGCUUUCAUCACCUCCUUGACGUAGGAUGUGUACAUGGCUCUCCAGGUCAGAGUUGCUCCAAGCAAGGUUGUUUUGCAGAAGCUUCUUCUAUGUGUCAUCCUGUUCUACACUGUGUACUACGUGUCCCUGAGCAUGGGCUGCGUGUUGUUUGAGGUGCAUGAGUUGGAUGUCCUGGCACCAUUUGAUUUCAAAACAAAUCCCUCAUGGCUCAACAUAAACUAUAAAGUUCUUUUAGUUUCAACAGAGGUCACCUACUUUGUUUGUGGAUUGCUUUUUGUUCCGGUUGUGGAAGAAUGGGUUUGGGAUUAUGCUAUUUCAGUAACUAUUCUUCAUGUUGUCAUCACUUCAACUGUUAUGUUGGAAUUCCCCUUGACAUCACAUUGGUGGGCUGCUUUAGUCAGCUACAAUCCAUCAAAUUAGUUGCAAACUGGAAGACUCCAGGAAGUGUCAAACACUGGCACACCUGGGAAGGGAUUGAUCCUUGAGCUGAUUCCGCC
This is a messenger RNA of Rhinopithecus roxellana (golden snub-nosed monkey), 620 nucleotides long. RefSeq names its product transmembrane protein 244 (gene TMEM244). The transcript is spliced from 6 exons. The record is from RefSeq and is a predicted model, not a curated record. The coding region runs from base 157 to 543 and encodes 128 amino acids. Lineage: Eukaryota; Metazoa; Chordata; Mammalia; Primates; Cercopithecidae.